Messenger RNA from Kuraishia capsulata CBS 1993, 1797 nucleotides. RefSeq lists its product as uncharacterized. The record is from RefSeq and is a predicted model, not a curated record. NCBI's taxonomy places the organism in Eukaryota, Fungi, Ascomycota, Pichiomycetes, Pichiales, Pichiaceae. Gene Ontology annotation, molecular function: protein serine/threonine kinase activity; ATP binding. Gene Ontology annotation, cellular component: cytoplasm. The transcript has a single exon. Gene Ontology annotation, biological process: protein phosphorylation; intracellular signal transduction. Bases 1 to 1797 code for a protein of 598 amino acids.
AUGUCCGAGUACAGCUCUCAAACAUCUUCACACCCAAGCGGUUCGGGUCGCCAUCAUCACCGUCGUGAUGAUAACGGGCCUCCAUUACAGCCAUUACAGCCACAGAAUAUCAAUCCUUCGAAUAGAAUUGGAAAGUAUCAAAUAGUGAAGACUCUUGGUGAGGGCUCAUUCGGCAAAGUGAAACUGGCGUACCAUGUGACGACCGGUCAGAGGGUGGCUUUGAAGAUUAUCAACAGAAAAACUCUGGCAAAGUCCGACAUGCAGGGCAGAAUUGAGAGAGAAAUAUCCUACUUGAGACUUCUGAGACACCCACACAUCAUCAAGCUUUACGACGUGAUCAAGUCCAAAGACGAUAUCAUUAUGGUGAUCGAGUACGCAGGAAAACAGGAGUUGUUUGAUUACAUCAUUCAAAGAGGAAAAAUGGACGAAUCUGAGGCAAGAAGGUUUUUCCAGCAGAUAAUAGCUGCUGUAGACUACUGUCACAGACAUAAGAUUGUGCAUAGAGACCUGAAACCGGAGAAUCUUCUUCUGGAUGACCAGCUGAACGUGAAGAUUGCUGAUUUUGGAUUGAGCAAUAUAAUGACGGAUGGUAACUUCUUGAAGACGAGUUGUGGCUCCCCAAAUUAUGCUGCUCCAGAGGUGAUUUCCGGUAAGUUGUAUGCUGGUCCAGAGGUUGAUGUCUGGUCCUGCGGUGUCAUUUUGUACGUGAUGUUGUGUGGACGUUUACCAUUUGAUGACGAGUUCAUUCCUGCUUUGUUCAAAAAGAUCAGCAAUGGUGUUUACACGCUACCAAGCUACCUUUCGGAUGGUGCUAAGCAUCUGCUCACCAAGAUGCUGGUAGUGAACCCUCUCAACCGUAUCACCAUCCGCGAGGUUAUGGAGGACGAAUGGUUCAAAGUGGACUUUCCCGAGUAUUUACUUCCGCAAGAUCAGAAGAAGCAAAAGUUCAUGGAGCUCGACGAAGACGUGAUAAAUGCCUUGAAGCAGACCAUGGGUUACGGCAGAGACGAAAUCGUGGAGGCCUUGAAAGCGGGCCAUCGCCAGGAAACAGAUGAAAUUCUGGACGCUUACGAGCUGAUGAAGGAGAAUAAGAUCUUGGUAGACGACUUAAAGAAAAGCUCGUCCAACAUGGAUCAAUUUCUGUCCAAAUCGCCUCCAAACUCGUGGUCUGGAAUGGCUUCAGCACAAGCCCUAUCUGCACCUAAAGAGAAUUCUAUUGCAUACCAGGCAUUGUCACCUACACUGGAUCCUUCGAAUGCACCAACAACCACGAUUGCCAUCCUGCCGUCGUCCUUGCCUCAGAUUCACAGAGCGUACAUGAUCAACGCUCUGCAACAGCAGGGAGCUCAGACGGCCAAGAUCAACCCCGUCUCUGCCAAAAAGUCCAAGACCAGAUGGCAUUUUGGAAUAAGAUCCAGAUCGUAUCCUUUAGAUGUCAUGGGUGAAAUUUAUCGUGCUUUGAAAAGUUUGGGGGCAGAAUGGGUGAAGCCUUCGGAUGAGGAGCUAUGGACUAUAAAGGUGAGAUGGAGAUACACACCAGGAACCCUACAAACCGAAGAAACGACACCCGCUAUUACCGAGCUCAUGAGAAUGCAUAUCCAGCUUUUCCAGCUGGAGCCCAACAAUUAUUUGGUGGAUUUCAAGUUUGACGGUUGGGAGAACCCCAGUGACCCAGAGGGUGCUCCGCUGAUGGCAGCUAAGGAUGAGGAUGAGAUCAGUUCGUUCUCGGCAUAUCCCUUCUUGCAUUUGGCCACACGCUUAAUUAUGGAGCUGGCUGUGAAUAGCCAGGGCUCGUAA